Neltuma alba is the source of this 2574-nucleotide messenger RNA. RefSeq lists its product as uncharacterized. Bases 1 to 2574 code for a protein of 857 amino acids. The transcript has 6 exons. Gene Ontology annotation, molecular function: protein dimerization activity; DNA binding. Lineage: Eukaryota; Viridiplantae; Streptophyta; Magnoliopsida; Fabales; Fabaceae. The record is from RefSeq and is a predicted model, not a curated record.
AUGGUAUGGAAAACCGGACCGGACCGGCCGGUUCGGACCGGAAACCGGCGAACCGGCCAGGAAACCGGUCCGGUUCAUCGUGUGAACUGGGGUCACAGCGAACCGGGACAGAGUGCGAUCGCCGUUCAGAGCUCCACCAACGUUCAGAGCUCCAGUGCCACCGUUCUGGUUUGCGAUUUCUUUUCAGAUUGUGAAUGCGUUUUUGUUGGAUUAUUUGUGCCGAGAUUAUUGAUCAUGGAUGAUACAAAUAUUGAAGCAAAUGAGAAUCCUAUCCCCGCAUCUGGUUCUACCAAUAAUCCCACUACCACUGCACCCUCACAUGGGCCUGGUAAAACCGAUCCUGCAUGGGCAUAUGUUUCUCUUAAGAAAGAGGGAAAAGUAAAUGUUUUUACUUGUCUCUUUUGUGCAUCAAGUUACAGAGGAGGUGGGAUAAAUAGAAUGAAACAACAUCUAGCUGGUGUUUCUGGUCAAGUUUCUUCUUGUAAGAAAGUUCCUCAUGAUAUAAGUGCAAGAAUGAAAGAAUCUUUACUAGGAGGGGCAAAGAAAAAACCUGUGAAUCAUGCAGAAGAGGACAUUGAAAUUAGGGAAAUUGAUGAACCAAUUGCUUCACCUCAAUUUAGAAAAGGCAAUGUUGAGAGUAGUGGUAACAAGAGGAAAGCUUUUGAGACUGGGAGGGUUGAUAAUUACUUUGCUCCUAGAACAACUUCUCUUUCCCAACCAAGCCUGAAGAGUGUAUUAGCAACUAAAGAAGCACAAUAUAAUGCCAAGAUGGUUAUUGCUCAGUGGGCUAUUGUUAAUUGCAUUCCAUUUAAUGCAUUUGAUUGUCCUCUUUUUCAAAAAGCUGUUGAUGCUAUUGCUGCAAUUGGGCCUGGGUUUAAGGCCCCUAAUGCUUAUGAUUUUAGAAUUAACUUGUUGAAAGAUUGGAAAAAAGAAUGUCAGCUGCUGAUUGAAAGUCAUCGUGCAAAAUGGAAAGAAAAUGGUUGUACACUUAUGGCUGAUGGUUGGACUGAUGUCAGACAAAGAACUUUGAUCAAUUUCUUAGUCUAUUCCAUACAUGGUAUGGUAUUUGUGAAAUCAAUUGAUGCUUCAGAUGUUGUUAAAGAUGCGAAAACUUUAUUCUCAUUGUUUUGUGAAGUUAUUGAAUGGGUUGGUCCUGAAAAUCUAGUCCAUGUGGUAACUGAUAAUGCUGCUAACUAUGUAGCAUGUGGCAGAUUGAUUAAAGAGAAAUAUAAAACUAUUUUUUGGUCACCUUGUGCAGCCCAUUGUUUGAAUCUUGUUUUAAAAGAUAUUGCUUCAUUGCCUCAUGUGUCAACACUUGCAACAAAGGCAUCUAAAAUUACUAUAUUUGCAUAUAAUCAUACAAUUUUCUUGUCAUGGCUAAGGAAAAGACCUGAUUGGAAGGAAAUUGUCCGUCCUGGUGCGACAAGGUUUGCAACUACAUUCAUUACCUUGCAUAGCAUAUACUUGCAUAAACAUGACUUGCAAGCUUUGGUGAUUGAUAAGCAUUUUGUGGAUCACAAGUUAGCAAGAACCGAAGCUGGGAGAACUUUUAGUGCAACCGUAUUGGAUAAUCGGUUCUGGAAUGAAUGUUACCAAGUUGUGAAGAUUGUGUCUCCGCUUAUGAGACUUUUGAGGAUUGUUGAUUCAGAUGAAAAACCUUCAUUACCUUAUGUCUUUGAGGGGAUGCAAAGGGCUAAAAAUGGAAUCAAGGACAUCUUUCAUAGGAAUAAGGAGCUAUACAAACCUUAUACUAGAAUUAUUCAAGCUCGAUGGGAUAGGCAUUUGAAGCAAGAACUUCAUGCAGCAGCUUAUAUGUUGAAUCCUGCGUUCUUGUAUAAUCCAAGCUUGAUCAAAAAGAACAGAUUGCAAAAACAUUUGAUUGAUGUCUUUGAGUCAUUCUCUAAUGAAAAUCUUGACUAUUGCACGAUGAUGCAGCAAGUGUUUAUUUAUAAAGAUCGUAAGGACUCUUUUGAUAGAUUUUCAUGUGAAAAGGCAGCUCAAAAACUAGAUCCUCAUCAAUGGUGGUCAUUCUAUGGGAGUUCUAUUCCGGAAUUGCAACAAGUUGCAAUCCGUAUUCUUAGCCAAACGUCUACUUCUUCUGGUUGCGAAAGAAAUUGGAGCUUAUUUGAGCGAAUUCACACCAAAAGAAGAAAUAGAUUGGAACAUGAAAGGCUAAAUGAUCUAGUUUUUACAAACUACAAUCUGAGAUUGAAGGAUAGGGAUAUCUUGAACAAGAAGAAGACAAGUUAUGAUCCUAUUGAUUAUGAAUCAAUUGAUAAAGUUGAAUUUUGGGUGGUUGAAGAUCCAACUCCUGAAUUUGAUAAUCUAGAUGUAAUGAAUCUUGAAAGACUUGCCACCAGUGAAGAUAUCGCAACUGCAUCAACUUUGGGGAACGAGAGGCAUGAUAAAGGUGAUGAAGAUAUACAUAUUGUUGAGCCUCCAUCUUUGAAUGAUGAUGAUAUUGCUCCAAGUUGUUUUGCCGGUCCUUCGACAGCUUCACCACCUCCUCCUAGUGUCUCAAUGCCCAUAGAUUUAAAUGAAGUUAAUGAUGACUUUGGUGUUGAUAAUUAUUAG